Messenger RNA from Orbilia oligospora ATCC 24927, 2727 nucleotides. RefSeq lists its product as uncharacterized. The transcript is spliced from 6 exons. Gene Ontology annotation, biological process: regulation of DNA-templated transcription. Lineage: Eukaryota; Fungi; Ascomycota; Orbiliomycetes; Orbiliales; Orbiliaceae. The record is from RefSeq and is a predicted model, not a curated record. Gene Ontology annotation, cellular component: nucleus. The coding region runs from base 1 to 2727 and encodes 908 amino acids. Gene Ontology annotation, molecular function: zinc ion binding; protein binding; sequence-specific DNA binding.
AUGGACCAUCAUGAUUUAGACGAUAUUUAUGGGUUCCUCCCGCAGAAUCUCCAAGGAGGUGUAAUGCAAGGCUCGGAUGGUAUGCAGCAGGCUCUUCGUCAUCCGAGCAUAGUAGGAACUAGUAUGGAUGGCCUUGCAGGAACAAUAGGUCCCGUUUUGGAUGACAGCUUGGAUCCGACAGCUGGUCUGCUUCAACCCAGCGAUGUCGAAGACGCUAUGAUGGAGGAAAGCAUGCAAGAACUCAGAAGGCAGAGUAUGGCAGGGUUUUCUCUUAGCUUUGUCGACUAUGCCGGGCUUGACUCCCAGCAAGGACUCGACCUUGGUCUUCAACCUUUAAAUACUGCGGGUCUCCCGCUUGGAAAUACAUUCGACUCUCCAAUGUUUAUUUCACCUCAGGCAGAUGCUACUGGGGGUCUGUUAGACAUGGCUGCUUAUAACGAAGGAUUAAUCAUGCCUCCCCAAAUGCAAAAUUUCGACCCAUCCCUGCCUCCACAGAUAACCAGUCGACAUAACUCCAUGGUGGAUUCAAUGGAUACAAGCGUAGUCGUGCCCUUACCCCCACAGCCCGAAGCAGUUAUACCGGAUAGUAUAGAACCGGCAGUACCGACUUUACCCCACACCACUCAGAAUACCCGCCAAACCGCCCCAUUCAACACUAUGAACAUAAAGAUGGAAAACAUCUAUUCUUCAAGUGGAUUCGACAUGGUCGGAGUUCUUAUGCGAGUCGCGACAAGACCAAACCCGAAGAUUAAUAUUGGAGCUGUCGAUAUGUCUUGCGCUUUUGUAGUAUGCGACGCUAGAAAAUACGACAUGCCGAUUGUCUACUGUAGCGCAACUUUUGAGCGACUUACCGGAUAUACUAAGCAUGAAAUUCUCGGAAGAAACUGCCGGUUUCUACAGUCUCCUACCGGGGAUGUCGAGAAAGGUGCAAAGCGGAAGUACGUCGAUGAAGAAUCGGUCAGAUAUCUCAAACAGCAAUGUGAAGAUCUGGACGAAGCCCAAGUUUCCCUUAUCAACUAUCGGAAAGGAGGCCAGCCCUUUAUGAAUCUAUUGACAACUAUUCCGAUCUCCUGGGAUACUGAUGACAUUGUUUAUAUCGUUGGUUUCCAGGUUGACUUGGUUGACCACCCUGGAUCCAUAAUGAAUAAAAACAGGGACGGCACAAUUCAAAUCAACUACCAACAUAGAGAGCCCCCAAGUUACUGUUUGCAGCCACCUCCAGAGUCAAGGGCACAGGCUCCCGGAACAACUAUCAGUAAAGAGGAUGUUUCGCGGGUCUUACAAUCUCUUGGGGGCGUUGACUCGGAUAUGGCGAGGAGACUAUGGGAUAAGAUCUUAUUGGAAAAUACGGAUGACGUGGUACAUGUACUCUCUCUCAAGGGCCUUUUCAUGUACUGCUCUCCCUCCAUACAGUCAGUGCUAGAGUACGAUCCAUCGGAAUUGGUUGGAACCGCACUGUCAUCUGUUUGUCAUCCCAGCGAUAUCGUACCAGUCACAAGGGACUUGAAAGACACUUCGACUGGAUCUAUGGUAAAUAUCGUAUUCAGAAUUCGUCGGAAAUACAGCGGCUAUGUUUGGUUUGAAAGCCAUGGUUCGCUACACAUUGAACAGGGAAAGGGCCGUAAGUGUAUCAUCUUGGUGGGUAGGGAGAGACCAGUUUAUAAGCUACCCUGGAAAGAGGUCCAAGCAAACGGCGGGAUCGGCGAGAAUGAGAUGUGGACAAAAUUGUCUACCAGUGGGAUGUUUCUCUUCGUCCCAAGCCACGCAAAACCGCUCCUUGACAGAAGUCCUGAAGAACUUAUCGGUACUAGCCUACAGCACUUGAUGCGCCCGGACUCGCGGCUUGAAGUAAGCAAAGCUCUAGACUCCACUCGAACCGGUAAGAAAAUUACGGUUAAGCACGAGCUGCAGAAUCGGAGGGGGCAGUUCUUACAGGCCGUUACGACUUUUUUCCCAGACGUCGAAGAAGGGCACAGGAAACCAACUUUCCUAAUCGCACAGACAAAAUUAGUGAAGCACUCUAGGCAUUCCACCAGCAGCACACGGGGGGCUCUCAGCGACGCAGGAAGCCUCACACCCCAAAACCCGACUCCCUCUUGGUCAGGCACAUCAGCACCGUCUCCACUAGAUCGAACCUCACUCCCCAGUCUCCCUGAGAAUCCCUCGGCUAGUACCGAGGACUCAAGUGCCCCAAAAGACUCGAAUUCCAAAGACGAGGACGAGAAUUUGUUUGAUGAAUUAAAGACAACGAGAAGCAGCAGCUGGCAGUUCGAAUUACGGCAAAUGCAAAGGACGAACAAGCGACUUAGCGAAGAAUGUGCUGCCCUCUUGCAAAUGAAAAAGCGGCGGAAGAGGAAGAAGGGGGCAGACGCCCUGGAAAAGGAUUGCGCCAAUUGUCAUACAAAAACUACACCGGAAUGGAGGAGGGGGCCGUCGGGGAAACGCGAUCUUUGUAACAGUUGCGGCCUUCGAUAUGCUAAACUUGUUGGACGAGUUUCCCCAAGGAAUACUCAAGGAUCGAAUUCUAAUCUCGGGGAGCCACAACCAAUGGACACCAGCAAUCCCGACGGGCCAUCACCUGCUCCAGAAGGGCCAGUAUCCCGCAACAAUUCCGGGGCCGAGCAAACAAGUACAGCUGAGGAGAAUACAUCAUCGUCCGAGCAUCCUACCCCGGGGGAUGGCCAAAAUCAAGGUGCUGUUUUAUCUCCCGGGGCAUCCGGGAGGUAA